AUGCUAAGAAGUGUUCGAGGAGUAUCACUAUUACCAAGAAUCUUUUACGCCAGGAAAAACUUGCAUAUUGCCCAAGUAACGAAGAUACCAGUUCACUAUAUUGAAGCAUUUAAUAAACACUAUUCAACUAUGUCAACUCAAAACUGCUGCUCCAAAUUGGCGUCUUUGUCAUUAAAUUCUGACAUCCCAAAGAUGGAAGGAUCCCAUCCUGAGUCAAAUGUUGUUGAUUUUGCGAGAAACUAUAUUGCUAAUGAGUUAUCUAAGAUAGCGAACGUGGCAUCGCCUUUAAUCUACGAAGCACUAGAGUGGACUAAUACUUUAGAAAGAGGUGAUUUGUUGAUUCCAGUUCCAAGAUUAAGAAUUAAGGGUGCUAAUCCUAAGGAUUUAGCUUUGGAUUGGGCUUCUAAGUUCCCCUGUGGAGAAUAUUUGGACCGCGUUGAUGCUAAUGGUCCAUUUAUUCAGUUUUUCUUGAAGCCUCAAUUCUUGUUUAAUGUUGUGAUUCCAGAUAUUCUAGAGAGAAAGGAUAACUAUGGUGCUAAUAAACUUGUUGAGAACAAGAAGGUCAUUAUUGAGUUUUCUUCACCAAACAUCGCUAAGCCAUUCCAUGCUGGGCACUUGAGAUCCACAAUUAUUGGUGGAUUCUUGUCCAACUUGUAUGAAAAAAUGGGUUGGGAGGUUGUCAGAAUGAACUACCUAGGUGACUGGGGUAAGCAAUUUGGUUUGCUGGCUGUUGGUUUUGAGAGAUACGGCGAUGAAGAGGCAUUGGAGAAAGAUCCAAUUGCGCACCUUUUUGACGUUUAUGUCCGUGUCAACAAAGACAUUGAAACUGAAGGCGACUCUUUGUCAGAAGAAGAAUCUACUAACGGAAAGGCCCGUGCGUACUUCAAGGCAAUGGAGGACGGUGAUGAGAAUGCGUUGAAGAUUUGGGAAAAGUUCCGUAACUUGUCUAUUAAAAGGUACGUUGAGACAUACGCCCGGUUGAAUAUUAAGUACGAUGUUUACUCAGGUGAGUCUCAAGUUAAAAAAGAAUCUAUGGACAAGGCUUUGAAGAUGUUCGAAGAAAAGAACUUGACUCACGAGGACAGAGGUGCAACUUUGAUCGACUUGACGAAGUUUAACAAGAAGUUGGGUAAGACUAUCGUUAAGAAGUCUGAUGGUACAACUCUAUAUCUAACUAGAGAUGUUGGAGCUGCCAUGGACCGUUAUGAAAAGUAUAAGUUUGACAAGAUGAUAUACGUUAUUGCUUGUCAACAAGAUUUACACACAGCUCAAUUUUUUGAAAUUUUGAAACAAAUGGGCUUCGAAUGGGCGAAGAACCUUGAACAUGUCAACUUCGGUAUGGUCCAAGGUAUGUCUACUAGAAAGGGUACUGUUGUUUUCCUCGAUAACAUCCUAGAAGAGACCAAAGAAAAGAUGCAUGAAGUUAUGAAAAAGAACGAAGUAAAGUAUGCCCAAGUUGAAAACCCAGACGAGGUCGCAGAUUUAAUCGGUAUGUCUGCUGUCAUGAUCCAGGACAUGCAAGCCAAGCGUAUCAACAACUACGAAUUCAAAUGGGAAAGAAUGCUUUCUUUCGAGGGUGACACUGGUCCAUACUUGCAAUACGCUCACUCCAGAUUGAGAUCAGUCGAGAGAAAUGCCUCCGAAAUCGUUCCUGAACAAUGGCCAACUGCUGAUUUCUCACUACUUACCGAACAAGCAGCUGUUAUACUUAUCCGUAUUUUGGCGCAAUAUCCAGAUGUUUUGAGAAACGCAAUUAAGACCCAUGAACCAGCUACCGUUGUAACAUACUUAUUUAAGUUGACUCAUCAAGUUUCAUCUUGUUAUGAUGUCCUAUGGGUGGCUGGUCAAACUCCAGAAAUUGCUACCGCUCGUCUAGCUCUAUAUGCUUCCGCCAGACAAGUUUUGAAUAAUGGUAUGCGUCUAUUAGGUCUAACUCCCGUUGAGAGAAUGUAG
Molecule: messenger RNA, 1953 nt
Organism: Eremothecium sinecaudum
Lineage: Eukaryota; Fungi; Ascomycota; Saccharomycetes; Saccharomycetales; Saccharomycetaceae
Product: arginine--tRNA ligase
Exons: 1
Coding region: 1-1953 (650 amino acids)
Biological process (GO): mitochondrial translation; arginyl-tRNA aminoacylation
Cellular component (GO): cytoplasm; mitochondrion
Molecular function (GO): ATP binding; arginine-tRNA ligase activity
Source: RefSeq, a predicted model, not a curated record